UCAUCUUUACCCGUGAUUAUCCAAAAGUCAGCGGUUUCACAUCGAGGUAUCAUUUCUUCAAACCAACACACACACACACACACACACACACUGUGUAUCUGUUGAGUUUCGUUUCGUCUGAACCGACCGCCCACCGAAAUCUAAACUCUGCUCCUCUCUCCUCUCUCCUCUCUGCACUCAUCCGCUCACUGAGCUCCUCCUCUACAUCAGCCUGCUACACUGCGAGGACAGACUGCAACAAGACAGUGUCAUGACGCUGUGGUCUAGGGUUAGCAGCUACUAAAAGGCCAACACAUAUGCUAAAUGCCUAAAUAUUUAUCAACCCAAGAGAGGAGGCAGGCCUUACCUGAAACCCCAGCAUUAGUGAUCAAGAUGUGUGAAAAGUGAGAAUGGAUGACCAGGAAAAAGAAGUGACAGACGUUUGCGAAGAAGGAGCCAACGCUGUCAUGGCAGAUCAAGGUGAAAAGAAGUGUCAGGAAGAGGAUCUGUCACCUGACAUCAAAGACUGGAGUAAACAUCAAGUGAGAGAAUGGGUUCUCAAGUUGGAUAAUGUGGACGACAAAGUCGCAGAAAUACUGUUUCAGCAGGACAUUAAUGGGGAUAGUCUUUUGCUUUUAGAUACAACAGACUUAAAAACAUUGGGUGUGACUUUUGGACCAGCAAAACUCAUCAUUCAUGCCAGAGAUAAGGUAGUGAAAUUAAAGAAAGAGGAACAAACAAGCUCUACAAAUCAGCCUGGACGACCAUGCAAGCCUUAUCCAUUUUGUAGGUACCAUGACACAUAUAGAUACAUGGAGAGCAGCAUUCUUGACAUUACAGAAUCCGGUGCCUCAGACCUAAUUGAACCCUGCCACGAGUAUAAAGGUUUCAUCAAUACAACAGAUGAAACAAAAAUGAGCAAGUUCACUACUGAGGUUAUUCGCUUUGCAGCUGCUUGCAUGAAUAGCCGCACCAAUGGCACCAUACAUUUUGGAGUAGGGGACAAGCCAGAGUUCACCCAUGGUGAAGUGUUGGGAGUGGUCGUUGAGGACAAAGAGGCUUUUGCAAAUGAACUAAAAUCUGCCAUUGAUGGCUAUUUUGAGCAUAAACACAAACAGACUGCUCAAAAGUGCAUCAAACCUCCUCGAUUUGUUGAAGUUCUAAAUAAGAAUAUAACAUCAUCUGACAAAUGUGUGAUAGAAGUGGACAUAGUUCCUGACUCUACGAUCUGUGAAGAAAACAUCUUCCACAUUUACAACAUGGACACAAAAAAAGCCAAGAAAAAAGCAAAAGGUAAAGAAACAACCAAAACUGAUUCGAAACCAUUCAAACGAUUCUUUGUUCGAGAUGGUGGUAGCAGCAGGGAUCUCCUCGCACCAACCACAUUCGCCAAACCUAUGGAAGAGUACAGCCAGUUUGCUGACUGCAUCGCGCAAUUAUCACAACUCCGAAAACAGGCUGAAGAGAAACACCUUAGUGUGAUAAAAAGCAGUACUCAAGGCUCUAGACUAAGUCAGAUGAUAACUGGUGGAUCAUUAUCAUUAGAUAAGUCACACUUUGAGCAGUAUGUGAUAGUAACUAACAAAUCACAUUCAAUCCAGUUUGAAUCACUAGGAUUUCUUGUGGAACUCAACCCAACAGCUGUUUUAGACUUUGAUCCAGAAUCAGCUAAAGAUGGAUUACAGCAUCACUUCGAACAACAGAGUACAGUGAGUGUCCAUUUACCAGCACGAUAUAAAAUCACAGAAGGAGUUGAGGACAUUGCAAGCAAGUUGAAAUUAACUCGAAACACCAGCUGGGUAUUCUGCAAUGGAGGUAUUGAGGAUGAGGUACCUUCAGACAUAGACCAGUGGUUGAUGGACAAGGGAGCUUCCAUUCGAGAUGUGAUUUCUUUCUUGUGUCGGAAAGAUGUGCUUCCAAACAAGAGAUUCCUUGUCAUUUUCUUACUUUUGUCUACAGUGAGUGAGAAGAUGGACCCUCUUGUUGAGACUUUCAGUACAUUCUGGCAGGAACUCAAAGGCACAGAACAAAUCCUGUGUAUAUGUGACAAUGAACAAGCAUUUACCUCCUGGAAGGACUUAAUCAAUGCUCGGUGCGGAAUUGACAUCUCUUUUAGAUGCACAUAUGAGCUCACUCUUACUGAAGUCAAUGGCACUAUUCUUAGUCUUCUGUCAAAAAACCGCAGAUCCAGCCGUUUCCUACCUUGUGGUGGGGGAAGCAAAGUCCUUCUUGAAAAAAAAGUGGAGCGUAGCAUGAACACCCUAGAGGUCUUGUGUGUGAACCAAUGUGAAGGGGGAAACGAGGACAGAAUUGUCAUAGAAGAGAACUUCUACAAAGGAGGAAAAGUGUCAUGGUGGAAUUUCUAUUUCUCGGAGCAGCCUGGAUCCACACCAUUUAUCAAACGAGACAAGUUUGACUUCAUCAUGAACACAGUCAUUCCAGAUUUGUGCUCCCUGAGAAAAGCAUGCGUGUUGUUCAACCUCAUGCAUGUACCUGGAUGUGGUGGGACAACUUUGGCCAUGCAUACUUUAUGGGCUCUCCGAGACAGAUUCCGUUGUGCAGUCCUCAGAGACAGCAACGCUGACUUCACUGAAGUAGCUGAACAAGUGGUCAAACUUUUAAUGUAUGACCAUGAAGAACAAUUACCACGGGUCCCUGUUUUGCUGAUGAUAGAUGACUUUGAUGAUAAGGAAAAAGUAUUUGACUUGCAGCAGCUCAUUGAAAAAGAAUGUGUGAGGAAAGACAUUCAGUCUAAGUCUGCACAGGUAAUACUCAUGAACUGCAUGAGGUCAGAGUCCCCUGACGAGAAUGAAGCAACUGAAGACACAGUAUUCAUUGGAAAUGAUCUGACUGAGAAGGAACAGAAACUGUUUGAGGAAAAACUUGUAGAAAUAGAGAAAACACACAAGAAUACGCAAACCUUCUAUGGAUUCAUGAUCAUGAAGAAGAACUUCAAACCAGAGUACAUUCAGGGUGUGGCCCGCAACACCCUGAAGAGCUUCAACAUCAGUCAGAAACAGGCACAACUCCUAGCUGUUUUAGUUCUGUUGAAUGUAUACGGCAAGGGUGCCUCUCUCUCCGUCUCUCUAUGUGAGGAGUUUCUUGGUCUAGAACCAAAACCAUUUUGUGGAACCAUCAAAGUUGAAGAAGGAUUUGGGAAAUUUUCACCUUUAAUUACCAGCUGCUCAGUUGAGAGUAAGGUAGUAUUCAAAGCUGUGAAAAUGAUCCAUCCAAGUAUUGCAAGCCACUGUUUGCAGGAACUUACAAAAACACACAAUGUGAGCAAAGCUGAUAUUGCAGACCUUCUGCUGACCACUAACAAGUUUUAUGAGAGCACACAAGGCAAAGACAAACUCCUGCAAGAUGUUCAUCAAAUUUUGGUGAAGAGAUAUCAUUCACAGGAUGAUGAAUCGAAGUUCUCUCCACUAAUUCAAGACAUUGAAAUUGAAACCCCAGGACUGGAAGAGAUGGUGCUAAAAAAUGCAUCAAAAAGAUUUGAGAAAGAUGCCGUUGUCUCUCAGUUACUAGCCAGAUACUAUUACCUAAGAAAGAAGGAUUUCCCAGAGGCAAAAAUUUGGGCACGGGGAGCAAGAGAUCUUUCCAAAGACAGCUCAUAUAUGGCAGACACAUCAGCACAGGUUAUCAAGCAUGAGCUGAAGAAUGCUAUUGCAAACUGCAAGGAAGAGCCGAUUAGUCCUGACAAACUGAACAUGUUUCUCAAAAUGGCUCAGUCAGCAAUAGGUGCAUUCAAGGAAACACAGAGCCUUGCAAAGAAGGAGUCACUUCAACGAUUACAAAUCAAGACAGACAACUGCCCUUUUAAUAUAUCGGGGUGCCUGGGAGAAAUUCAGGUUGGAGUACUUGUCAUUGGCGUGCUGGCAAAGACCCCCAUAUUUUCUUCUGACAAUAUCCGCCAUGACAUAAUGAGUAAGGUUCUCUCUGGAGACGUAAAGCUUCAGGAUGUAGAGAGACAUGAUCAACGACACUGCAAACACAGACCCUACUACUUCAUUCUCAGACAGUUUGAGGAUGUACUUGACAACCUCAAAUAUAGGAUGAAGGUGAACUUCGACUUCCUUGACAACUUUUAUGUGAACUUGGGGUCCAGAUUUGGAAUGAAAGACAGUCGUGAGCAAAUAGUCCAAAAUGAGGUUUUCAGAUGUUUCAGACAGUAUGCAGAGCUUUUUUGCAAGACAGACUCUGCAGCUCUUUUGAAGUAUAAAACAAUGCAAACAAUGUUCAAACUUCACCAAGCAAGACAAUACCUGGAAAUGAAUAAAGCUGAUACCUAUGCUGGGAUCCUGAAUUGUCUCUCAAAUGGCACCUUACCUGACAAAAUGGAGAAGAUUGCUCGGCAGUAUGGUUUUGUUUUUGAUCCUCAUCAUAACUCGACUGUGAAGGAAAGAAUCAACUUCAUCUAUGUCAAUGUUGUGUUGAGUCGGAUCAAACUGGAAUCACCGCUCAUUUGGCCAUACCAGAACCUGAUUGGUUUCCUUUGCCAAGUUCUGCGUGAGCCAAUCCCAUUAAAUGAUAAUCUGCCACUGCACUUCAUUGCAGUUGUGCUGUUGUGGCCACAGCAGCACCCCUCCGGUUCAGAAUGUGGGAGUCUGGGGAAGUACAUCUCACAGAUGAGGACCUCGUAUCACACAGUGAUGAAGGAAGUGUACAAUGGGAAGAGGCCCACUAUCCAUUUCUUCCUGGGGAAGAAGCAGGGCUAUGACAGACUGGUACACUUAGGGGAAAUCAAAAGGUGCAUCAUGGCUGGGCACGAACAGUUUUCCUCCAUUUGGGCAAAUGGCAAAAUAUGGAAAGAGAAGAAAGUGGUGGAGCUCCUUUGCAGGGUCACUGGCGAGGUGAAGAACGACUUGAUACUGGCAGAUACUUGUAUCCGAGGUCUGAAGGUCGAAGUCACUCCAGUGUUUCGAAGUCAGCUUAGUGGCCAUUCUCAGGGCUCAAAAGUGUCAUUCUUUAUCGGUUUCUCAAUGAAAGGCCCCGUUGCACUCGACAUUAACUAGACUAUGAAAGCAGUCUGUACCAACUGUACUGUAUUUUCUGCUUCUCAUUGUAGAUCCACCUGUUUCAUACACCCUUGUAUACUUUGAAAAGGGAUUGAGUUGCUGUGAUGCUAUGUUACAUUUUUGUGUAUUCUUGCCUGUGUACAUUACAUUGUUUUGUGUUAUUUUUAAAUAUAUUUUUUUGCCUUUAUUAAGAAGACAGCUCAAGAUAGACAGGAAGGGGAUAGAGAGGUGAUGAUAAGCAGCAAAGGGCCAGAGGUUGAACUCGAACCCGUGGCCUCUGCAAUUUGUUUUGUAAAGGAAAUCAUUUGUCAAGUAUAACCUGAAAAUCAAACCUCUUAAAAAUGUUAUAGUGUGUAAUGUUUUUUAAUAAUGAAAUGAAAUAAUGAAAUUAUCUGACAUUUGAAGAUGAAUUCAACCUUUUGUCAUGUUCUGCAUUAACUGAAUUGAUUUAAUAAUGUGUUAUGAUAUGAAAUAACCUGCAUCAUACAUUUACUGUUGGGGAAAAAACAAGUAUGUAGUUGCAAUGUUUUAUGUAUCAUAUCUUUGAUCCUGCAUGUUUCAUUAUUGAUUUCAACGAUGUUUUACUUUUUAUUUCAACAGUCAUUUAUUUUUACUUGAAAUACAUUUUUUUAACCUUUUUUAUCAUUAUGUGUUACAUUACUUAAGUGAUUUUGUACACACGUCUUUUUCUGACAUUCCAUGAAAAACAAUGACGAACGUUGAGUUUUGUAAUAGUUUAAAAAAAAAGUACUGUAACAUAACCAUGUGAGAAUGUAUUUUACUGCAAUAUGUGUACAAGUUGUCACUGUAUUCCUAAAAGCAAAGUACAUUGUACUAAGCUGUAUUUUUUCUUAACAUGCUAUAGUUAUUAAUGUAGAAUAUAAAGAUACACACAUUAAAUACAUACAUAUUUACAAUAAGUACAGUAAAAUAGUCUUCUUUAUUACUUAAGGAUGUUUGUACCUGUAUCAAACACUGGAGGGCGCCAUAAGCAAAUAAAUGAUAAAACCUUUGCGCCCACAGGGUCUGUGAUUGCCCAUAAUAUAACUCAAGCAAUGUAAUAUUUUAUUCUUCACUGGUUCUUUUUUAUAAAAAUCAUGUUUAAGCAAACUUCAACUUCACUUUGGAUUUCAUGCUGCUGGAUACUUAUCAUAUUAAAUCAAUCACUGCAUUAAAAGUGAAAC
Messenger RNA from Morone saxatilis (striped sea-bass), 6181 nucleotides. RefSeq names its product sterile alpha motif domain-containing protein 9-like. The coding region runs from base 390 to 4994 and encodes 1534 amino acids. Gene Ontology annotation, molecular function: protein binding. Gene Ontology annotation, cellular component: cytoplasm. Lineage: Eukaryota; Metazoa; Chordata; Actinopteri; Moronidae. The transcript is spliced from 5 exons. The record is from RefSeq and is a predicted model, not a curated record.